This is a messenger RNA of Perca fluviatilis (European perch), 3919 nucleotides long. It is a transcript of the gene zbtb10, whose product is annotated as zinc finger and BTB domain containing 10. Gene Ontology annotation, molecular function: DNA-binding transcription factor activity, RNA polymerase II-specific; protein binding; RNA polymerase II cis-regulatory region sequence-specific DNA binding. Lineage: Eukaryota; Metazoa; Chordata; Actinopteri; Perciformes; Percidae. The transcript has 3 exons. The record is from RefSeq and is a predicted model, not a curated record. Gene Ontology annotation, biological process: regulation of transcription by RNA polymerase II. The coding region runs from base 270 to 2096 and encodes 608 amino acids.
UCUCUGGUCGAGGUGCAUUGUGGGGAGGAAAGUCGUUGCCAUUCGACCUCUGCGGGGCCUGCGCGGACGCAGCGAGAACCCUGAAAUUCAUUAUGCGUUUAAAACCUUUAUUUAUUUCCGCAUAACCUAGAUACUCUCACCGGGAGGGCCAAAGCGGAGAAAAGGAACGACGACGGUCCAUCUCUUUCGGAAAAUACAUCGUUCAAAUAUAUUAUUUUGUCGGAGAGUGAUACUGUUGAGAAAGUGAAGAUUCUAAUAUAUUAAGAAAAAUGUCCGGUGAGAGAAACCGCAGGUCGCUGGCUUUCCGAGGAGGUGGAUUAGCUGGGUUAACGGGUUCCAGCGGUAUCGGUGGGGGGAACUGUAACAGCUGGGAGGCCCCGGCCUGUCAAGACCGACAUUUUAACGGGAACAGGCCGGAUCAAGAGGAGGACGGGGAUCUGGGGGCUAAAGGAUCAUCGCAGAAGAGAGUGGAGAGCGCUGGGUCUGUCAGCGAUAGCACGGAACCCGAGGCGGAGGAAGAAGAGGACCCGGAAGAGGGCAGCUGGGCAGCUGGGGACGGCGACGAUGGUGUCGGCUCGGUGGAAGGGGAGGACGGGUCCAGGGAGGGGAAUAGCUUGACCGAGGGGAACUGUCCCAGCAACGCUGACGGCCAGGAGUCGGGAAGCGGUUCGACUGGGGGCGAGCCUGGAUCCAGGAAAUCUGGAGUAGAGAUGAGACCGCAGACGUUGCUUCAGAAACACUCGUUAUUCCAUGCUUCGUGGUUGCAAGAAUUUCCAUGGUUAAAAUUUUGCCAGGAGACGGGACUUAUGUCCUGUUCUUGGUGUCACAACAUUGCCACUAAAAACAGCGACGAGCUUGUCAAAGGCAGUCGCAGCUACAAACGGGCCUUGCUGCUGAGACAUCACCUGUCUUCUGAGCACGGGAGAAAUGACCCCACCAAACAGGAGACAAUGAGGCCCUCAGGAAACACCAGCCCCUCCACUAACUGCUCAGAGGAAGACUACCGCAACAAGCCCAAUGAGAACUCCUACUGUUACCAGCUUCUCCAGGAGCUGGACAAGCAACGCAAAAGUGGCAUCCUCUGUGACGUCAACAUAGUCGUCUCGGGCCAGGUGUUCCGGGCACACAAGAACAUCCUGGUGGCGGGCAGCCGCUAUUUCAAAACCCUCUACUGUCUGACCAAGAGCGAGGACCAGGACCAGGCCACGGUCACACACCUGGAUGUUGCUGCUGUGCAGGGCUUCUCUGUUCUCCUCGACUUUCUCUACUCUGGGAAUCUGCUGCUCACAAGCCAAAAUGCCAUUGAGGUGAUGUCUGUUGCUAGUUACCUCCAGAUGACAGAGGUUGUACAUUCAUGUAGGGCUUUUAUAAAGGAUGCCCUGAAUAUCAGCAUCAAGCAGGAGGCUCCAGAUUCAGUGGUGGUGGACUACAACAAGAGGCAGAUGGUGUCCAAAGAGGGGCCGAGGGGCCUGGACCGCAAGCCGAGCAACUUCUGGGCCACAAGCAUUCUGUCAAAGCUGUCGAUCAAGGCCAGCAACAAUCAAGGAAAGGAAGCAAUGGAGGAAGAAGACGAAGGUGGCAGGGUGAAGGAGGAGACCAGCGAUAUAGAGGUGACAGUGGUUGGGGGUGCGGGCUGUGCCCUGGUGACCCCAGGAGCCUCUGGUAACUGGACCCACCACAACGACAACUCGUCUGAUUCAGCAGAGACCAAUGAAACGCGGUCGGCGAGUGGCCAGGUGCAGGUAUUCGUCUGGAACGAGCCAGCCACAGGUGGCGCUGCAGCAGCACCUGCAGCAAUAAAGCGAGAAGCACGGGAUGCUGCAGCAGGAAGCGGCCGGAGGAAAAAACAGACCACCACGCGGCGUUUUGUGUACAACUUUCCACCAGAGCCUGAAGAGGGAUUUGACGAGGGGAUGUUCAUCCAGCCCUCGGCCUCCUACCCCAGAGAGGACUUCUCCUCCCUCUCCGAAAAUGCUGAGCUGGCCAAUCAGAUCCAGUAUAGCAUCAUCCAGGACUUACAACAAGGGGAGUCCUGGGAGAAUGGUAAGCCACCGCGACUACCACAAAAAAGAACAGGCUCCUUCAAUGACACUUGAAAUCUUUAUCUAAAAUGCAUAUUCUGUAAUGAGUGUGGGCGGUCCAGUCAGUAUGUCUCAUUGAAAAGGAGAGCAGACAACCUAUUUCUAUUUUAAGGGUUUCUUUUCAACCAGCCUUCAAAUGCGUAGCUAACCAGCAUGACCCUGUUACACAAUCUAUGGUGUUUCCCCAUGUCAGUCUAUUAACAAAAUAUACGAGAAUAAAAGGUUAAAGUCAAUUUGAUUCAUAUAGGCAAAAAAAAAAAAUUACAAAUUUGCUUCAAAAUGGGUGGCGGGGAAGCCAGUGUGUCGGCCAUUGUCUACCGUACACAAGGCUGUGUUCUAAAUCCAUACUACACAGUAAUUCUAUGUAUGUAAGUAUGCAGUGUGUUCAGAAGUGUCAAAAUGAACUAUACUCAAAUGACAGAAAACGGAUAGCAUGCGUAAGAAAAAAACAACCGUUUUUUUGAGUGUGCUGUUGACACUACUUUAACAGAAAAAAACCUUUGCUGUCAAUUUGUGAAAUUGAAUUGCCAUUGAGUCACAGUUUGAUUGACCGGCAUCGGUGCAACGGUUGAAGUUGUGGGUUGAGACAUAAACUGAAAAGGCAUGAGGGGGACACAGCUCUAGUCAGAUUGGCCAGCAAGGUUGUAGCUAAAACUAUAAACUGUUGUUGAAUUAAACAACAAAAUAGGCACGUUUCGUGUUUCAUAAAUAAAGAUUUCGUUUGAUUUCAGACCCCCUAUUUUGUCUGCUCGGUUUGUGUAAUGACAGAUAGGGAAAUUAAAUUUUCCGCCUAAACCGCUUGUUGCAGAUCCAUAAGGUGUAUAACACACAUUCAUUCAUGGCAAAUACACAGGUGACCUGCUUCUCAUCAAACCUCCUCCCUCCUCCCCCUAGCAACCUGCCCUAACAACGCCUCUGUUGUGUGCACCCUGGCUCAAACAAAAGGCCACUGAAGACACUGUUGGAGUCUUUUUAAAAUCAAUAGAUUACUUAUUUAUUAGUAAGCAAAGCUGUCCUCAGUAGCUUGGUUGCUUAAACAGACAGUGCUGGUGUGAGGAUAUCUUGAUUUCUGUCUUUAAGACACUGAAAUAAAAAACACGUAUAUACCAUAUGCUCUAUGCCCUAAGUAUUAUAGCCGAGCUUGAUGGAUGAUGCAUAAAGGUGUUGUGUUUGAUGUUAGGAGUUGCUCCUCAUAUGAUGGAACAUAUCCAGAAUCCUGUGCAUUGUGAUUUAUGUAAAGUAGCUCCAAAUUGACAGUUUCUUAAUAUAUCAUAUUAACAAACAACUGUCAAAUGUUGUACCUCUUUAUAAAAAGCAUGUUUUCUUUAGUACCUUACGCCAAACUACAUUAUGUCCAUGUAGUACUGCUGCUUUACAUUCACUGCUAAUAUGAAUAUGAUCCUUUCCACCAUUGCCAUGGUGAGACCUUCAACAUCAUUGCAGACUGGCGCAGACCAACACCAGUUACUUAGCAACUGUGACAGAGCUGGAUUGUGAAGUUUACAUGGCUGCCACAGUCAUUUUUAUCUGUGCAGUUUAACAAACUUUGACUAAAGGGCCUUUUUGUUUCAUCAGUUUGUGGUGUCUUGUUCUCUCUAAUGGCGACCGCAUCCUAACUCUGUGAUUUGAUAAACAGGAUAUUGGUUCCUGACACACUCUCAUUAGAGGAUCUACAGAUGCAAAUGUAGCUUUUAUGGUCAUUGUCUUCCUCCAUCUCCAGUUUGUUCUUCCGGUCCAGUCAAAUGUUAAUUCAUGAAUUGUGUUUUUUUUAAAGAUGUAACUGUACACCAAAACAUGUUACUAAAUCUUGUUUCUUGCUUGCUUUUCACUGCAUCUGC